AUGAGUAAUCUUGAGAUACCAGCCGGUUUGAAAGAGCUGCUGCAGGGAUACACCGUGGAGGUGCUUCGUCGCAAGCCUCCCAACCUGGCUCAAUUUGCAGUGGAACAUUUUACAUGUGUUCUGGAGAACCAGAGGAAAGAGCAGCGAGGCGAGAAACCCAGCACCAGUCCUGAUCAGAAAGGAGUCACUUUUGAAAGUAUUUCAAAUAAACCCAACAAAGAUGACGAAGAGGAGGAAGAGAAGGACUCUAUUAAGCCUGUCCCUAGUAGAUACAGUCGCAGAGUUGCAGUUUGUGCAGAGGCCUACAACCCUGAUGAUGACAAGGAUGACGUGGAGCCUCAGGUCGUGCAUCCCAAAACAGAAGAGCAGCGUCAGCGACUUCAGGAUGCAUGCAAAGAUAUUUUAUUGUUUAAAACUCUAGAGAAGGAGCAGUUCUCUGAGAUUCUGGAUGCCAUGUUUGAGGUGUUUGUGAAACCUCAGGAGCACAUCAUAGAUCAAGGAGACGAUGGGGAUAAUUUCUAUGUCAUAGAGAAGGGUAUGUAUGAUAUUUUUGUGCAGAAGGAUGGAGUGAGUAUGUGUGUUGGAAGGUAUAACAACAAGGGGAGUUUUGGAGAGCUGGCUCUCAUGUACAACACACCGCGAGCUGCAACGAUCAUUGCAACACAGGAGGGUGCCCUGUGGGGCCUGGAUCGAGCUACAUUUCACCGGCUGAUUGUGAAAAACAAUGCAAAGAAGAGGCGGAUGUAUGAGACCUUCAUAGAGUGUGUUCCUCUUCUAAAGUCUCUUGAGCUCACUGAGAGGAUGAAGAUUGUUGACGUUUUGGGUGUACGAGUGUUCAAAGAUGGGGAGCGCAUAAUAACACAGGGUGAGAGGGCUGAUUGUUUCUACAUUGUUGAAUCAGGAGAGGUAAAGAUUAUGAUCAAAACUAAGACGAAGACGGGUCAGCAGAAUAACACAGAAGUUGAGGUGGCUCGCUGCUCAAGAAGCCAGUACUUUGGGGAGUUGGCGCUGGUGACCAACAAACCUCGUGCAGCAUCGGUCUACGCUGUGGGAGAGACUAAAUGUUUAGUAAUGGACAUUCAGGCUUUUGAGCGCUUGCUGGGACCCUGCAUGGACAUCAUGAAGAGGAACAUCUCCCAGUAUGAGGACCAGCUGGUGGCGCUGUUUGGCUCCAGUGAUGACCUGAAACACUAGUCUACUAUGUAAUAAAUUUGAAUUUUAUAUUCACUAUUGUAGCAGUGCAUGUACCUUGAGGUAAAUGUAAGAUAUGACUGUUCUAUGUAAACUCUUUCCUGAAAAACUGCAGCAAGAUAAAUGGAUCCAAGUUUUAUGUUGUGUGACAUCCCAAACGUUUCCCCAGGACUGAAGCCAAAAGAGACAGCUGUGCUGAAAGAAAGAAAAUUCACCAGUAAAAAAAGCUUAAGUUAACCAACAAUCCAUUGUAAUACCAGUACAUGAGAGUGAUUAGCUGCAUGUACUGCU
Molecule: messenger RNA, 1482 nt
Organism: Melanotaenia boesemani (Boeseman's rainbowfish)
Lineage: Eukaryota; Metazoa; Chordata; Actinopteri; Atheriniformes; Melanotaeniidae
Gene: prkar2ab
Product: protein kinase, cAMP-dependent, regulatory, type II, alpha, B
Exons: 10
Coding region: 1-1194 (397 amino acids)
Biological process (GO): regulation of protein phosphorylation
Cellular component (GO): cAMP-dependent protein kinase complex
Molecular function (GO): cAMP-dependent protein kinase regulator activity
Source: RefSeq, a predicted model, not a curated record